CUAUUAUCUCCCAAAUAAAAGGGUCACCAACUGUUCAUCCAAAUUUUCCAUUUGAUUCUAAAAACCCAGAUGAAAAGUCUAUAAAAGAGAUCACUGUUCUCAAUGGCACCGGUAGUUCCAAAUCAACCAUUUCUCAAGCUAUGACUUCGACAAUGGAAAUUACAAAAAGGGUAAAUUAUUAAAUGAUUUAAACCUACAGACAAAGUAUGCAAAUGACCGGCCGCAGAAGAGUAUACUAAAACAGUCGCCGCUGCAUUCAACCACCGCAAACGGCGACGGCCAUAGACUUGCCGAGAAUGGUGGGAAAAUUGCAGUGUGCUCCAGCUAGUUGGCAUUCGAUUGAAUUUUUGAAUUAGUUUGGUUGAGGGCUUCCCACGUUAUGACGAACAGCAGUAGGUCUUCCAAUGGAUUACUGCAGCCGUCGUCGUCCAUGAAACAGAGCCAAAUGGAGGCCAACCACCAUGAAAUUAGCAAUCUAUUUGAUGAUCCUUUUGAUAUUUCUCAUACCAAAAAUGUUCCUUUCGAGACUCUUCGCCGUUGGCGGCAAGCGGCUCUCGUGCUCAAUGCUUCUCGCCGCUUUCGAUACACUCUCGACUUGAACAAGGAGGAAGAGAAAGAACAUCGAAGGCGCAUGAUUCGAUCCCACGCACAAGUCAUCAGAGCUGCCUUACUUUUCAAAUUGGCCGGGGAACGACAGAUUGUCAUAGAUCCCGCGGUUGCAGCCCCAACUCCUAGUGGUGAUUAUGCAAUUGCACUAGAACAACUUGCUUCACUGACUAGGGAUCAAAAUCUUUCUGCUUUACAACAGUACGGAGGUGCUAAAGGUUUAGCUAAUAUGUUGAAAACAAAUUUGGAGACCGGAAUCAUGGGAGAUGAGGCUGAUUUAAUAAAGCGAAAGAGUGCAUUUGGUACAAAUACAUAUCCCAGGAAAAAAGGCAGGAGUUUCUUGAGAUUUCUAUGGGAAGCCUGGCAAGAUUUAACCCUCAUUAUCUUGAUUAUAGCUGCUGCAAUAUCAUUGGGACUGGGAAUAAAAACAGAGGGUCCAGAAGAAGGAUGGUAUGAUGGGGCAAGCAUUGCUUUUGCAGUUAUGCUUGUUAUAGUUGUUACAGCCGUUAGUGAUUAUCGUCAAUCUCUCCAGUUUCAAAAUUUAAAUGAGGAAAAGCAAAAUAUACAGCUAGAGGUCAUGAGAGGUGGUAGGGUAUUGAAAAUUUCGAUAUUUGAAAUUGUUGUUGGUGAUAUUGUACCUCUUAAAAUUGGUGAUCAGGUGCCAGCUGAUGGAAUCUUAAUCACCGGUCAUUCUCUUGCCAUAGACGAGUCUAGCAUGACGGGUGAAAGCAAGAUAGUUCACAAGGAUCAUAGGGUACCAUUUUUUAUGUCUGGUUGUAAAGUAGCUGAUGGUGUUGGCACUAUGUUGGUAACCGGUGUUGGAAUCAAUACUGAAUGGGGACUGUUGAUGGCUAGUAUCUCAGAAGACACUGGUGAAGAGACUCCCUUGCAGGUACGUUUGAAUGGAGUUGCUACUUUUAUUGGGAUCGUUGGCCUGUCAGUAGCUGCUUCUGUUCUUGCUGUCCUUUUGGGCCGAUACUUCACUGGAAACACAAAAAACUCAAAUGGAGAUGUCCAGUUUGUCAAAGGCCAGACCAAGAUCAGCGAGGCAAUAGAUGCAGUGAUUAAAAUUUUUACCAUUGCUGUCACCAUUGUUGUUGUUGCUGUUCCUGAAGGGCUUCCUUUGGCUGUUACCCUGACACUGGCAUACUCAAUGCGAAAGAUGAUGGCAGACAAAGCCUUGGUUCGUAGGCUUUCAGCAUGUGAAACUAUGGGAUCGGCUACAACAAUUUGCAGUGAUAAGACUGGAACAUUAACAUUGAAUCAGAUGACUAUUGUUGAGGCUUAUGUUGGGAGAAAUAAAUUAAAUCCAUCAGAUAACUCCUCACAGUUGCAUUCUGAAGUUAGCUCUUUGUUGUAUGAGAGUGUUGCUCUGAACAGUACAGGAAAUAUUUUCAUCCCCAAGGAUGAUGGAAAUGUUGAGAUAUCUGGAUCUCCUACUGAAAAGGCUAUUCUUUCUUGGGCUGUCAAGUUGGGAAUGAAGUUUGAUAUCAUUAGAUCACAAUCAAAAGUUCUCCAGGUUUUUCCUUUCAACUCAGAGAAAAAGCGAGGUGGUGUUGCAGUGCAAAGGACUGACUCUAAAGUCAAUAUACAUUGGAAGGGAGCGGCCGAGAUCGUUCUUGUUUCAUGUACAAGAUACAUGGAUUCAAACGGGGCUCUGCAAUCCAUAGAUGAAGAUAAGGACUUUCUGAAGGCUGCUGUUGAUGACAUGGCUGCAAGAAGCUUGCGUUGCAUUGCUAUUGCAUAUAGAUCAUAUGACUCGGACAAAGUUCCUGCUGAAGAAGAAGACUUACAAAAAUGGGUUUUACCUGAAGAUGAUCUUGUUUUGCUUGCCAUUGUGGGCAUUAAGGACCCUUGUCGCCCUGGUGUAAAAAAUGCUGUAAGGAUAUGCACAGAAUCUGGCGUUAAGGUAAGAAUGGUCACUGGAGAUAAUCUUCAAACAGCUAAAGCAAUAGCUUUGGAAUGUGGUAUUCUUGGUUCAGAUGCAGAUGCGAUGGAGCCUAACAUAAUUGAAGGGAAGGUUUUCCGUGCAUAUUCUGAAAAGGACAGAGAAUCAAUCGCCAAGAAAAUAACAGUGAUGGGUAGGUCAUCUCCUAAUGACAAGCUUUUACUGGUUCAAGCAUUACGCAAGGGAGGUGAAGUUGUGGCUGUGACUGGAGAUGGGACAAAUGAUGCUCCUGCACUUCAUGAGGCAGAUAUUGGCCUUUCUAUGGGCAUUCAAGGGACUGAAGUUGCGAAAGAAAGCUCAGACAUUAUCAUCUUGGAUGACAAUUUUGCUUCAGUUGUAAAGGUUGUAAGAUGGGGCCGUUCGGUCUAUGCAAAUAUUCAGAAAUUUAUACAGUUCCAACUGACUGUUAAUGUAGCUGCUCUUGUUAUAAACGUAGUUGCAGCAGUUUCUUCUGGAGAUGUUCCUCUAAAUGCUGUACAGCUUCUGUGGGUGAACUUAAUCAUGGAUACACUUGGAGCACUCGCAUUGGCUACAGAACCACCAACAGACCACCUAAUGCAUAGAUCACCAGUUGGUCGAAGGGAACCUCUUAUAACAAAUAUCAUGUGGAGGAACUUACUCAUACAGUCUACAUAUCAAGUUUGUGUUCUCCUUGUGCUCAACUUCGGGGGUAAGAAUAUUCUCCAUUUGGAAAAUGAAGGGAGAGAACAUGCCACAGAUGUAAAGAAUACUUUGAUAUUCAAUGCAUUUGUGCUGUGUCAAAUAUUCAAUGAGUUUAAUGCUCGAAAACCAGAUGAAUUUAAUGUCUUUAGUGGAGUCACCAAAAAUCGCUUGUUUAUUGCAAUUGUUGGAUUUACAUUCAUACUACAGAUAAUCCUCAUCGAGUUUGCUGGAAAAUUUACUUCAACUGUGAGACUUAAUUGGAGAUUAUGGCUUAUAUCUCUUGCUAUUGGCUUUGUCAGCUGGCCUCUUGCCGCAGUCGGUAAACUUCUUCCAGUUCCCAAAACUCCAUUAUCCGUGUAUUUUCUCAAGCCAUUUCGGCGAUGGAGAAGUGGUCGGAAUACAUAGUGUCUGUACAAGGCUGCAAUAAUUCUGGUGACGGAUCAUGCCAUUUUAGGGCCAACGUCGCUUUUAGCACACACUUGAUGUGGUAAAACACUGCUACUAACCUCAUUUUACAUCAAUUGAUAGGUCAACUGUAAUUUCCCAUUGUGUUGGGUUAUAUUUCUCAUAUUGUAAGUUAUCUUUGCGCAAGUCUUAUCAGCAGUGGAAUUCGAACAAAUUUGCAAAUAAUAUUUCCAAAUUGCAACGUGAGUGUGAAAUAAAAUAGAGUAAUCAGACUAUUUAACAA
Molecule: messenger RNA, 3905 nt
Organism: Mercurialis annua (annual mercury)
Lineage: Eukaryota; Viridiplantae; Streptophyta; Magnoliopsida; Malpighiales; Euphorbiaceae
Product: calcium-transporting ATPase 9, plasma membrane-type-like
Exons: 34
Coding region: 380-3622 (1080 amino acids)
Biological process (GO): calcium ion transmembrane transport
Cellular component (GO): membrane; intracellular membrane-bounded organelle
Molecular function (GO): P-type calcium transporter activity; calmodulin binding; ATP hydrolysis activity
Source: RefSeq, a predicted model, not a curated record